This is a messenger RNA of Chaetomium fimeti, 1062 nucleotides long. RefSeq lists its product as uncharacterized. Bases 151 to 981 code for a protein of 276 amino acids. Gene Ontology annotation, biological process: mycotoxin biosynthetic process. The transcript has 5 exons. NCBI's taxonomy places the organism in Eukaryota, Fungi, Ascomycota, Sordariomycetes, Sordariales, Chaetomiaceae. The record is from RefSeq and is a predicted model, not a curated record.
CCCCGAAGUAGCUGAUAGGAUCAUAUCGGCCGAGCUCGAUUUCUGCUGUGUUACCUUCAUGUUCAGAUCCCUCAAUUUCAGAACUGAGGAUUUGGUCCUCGCAAUAACUUAUCUAGGUACCUUACGGAAGACAACGAGAAUCGACCUUCCAUGAGGCACGGGGCCAUGGCUUCAUCGAGCGAGCGUCACAGUUCCGAAAGUCCAGGGGAAGAGUCAGCCCCUUUCAUCCCUGGAACAAACAACAGGUCUGAUUUGGAAAAGGACUCUUCCUUUUUACCGUCUAGUACACAGCCACACCGAUGGCAGCGUCUCGGAUACAUUUCGUUCCAUGGCGCCCUCAUUCUUUUCUACACUGUCCUAUUCGUUGUCUUUACCUUCAGAAAACAUGAGUGUGGCGCCCCGCCGCUACAUGAGUUAUCAUUGUAUUCUCCGGCCGAACAAGUUGUUGACUACGAAAAGAGACCGGUCGAUGGAUUGGCAGAGGGGAGCAUAUAUGCCGGUUAUCCACGGGCAGAGUCGGAGGCUGCCUGGAAGAAUCUCAUGGAAGGUACCAACAUCAAAUUGUACCCUGAUGAGAUGGGAGAACUCAACGAAACAUCCCUGAAGAUGAGGGACGGAUCGGGGUCGUUGGCAGUUCUCGGCGUUUAUCAUGAGCUCCACUGCGUGAAGCGACUGCGGAAAUGGUUUUAUCGAGAGUAUUACUACCCAAAUCAGACUGAGCUCGAGUUCAAUGAGCGUAUGACGCACGCGGAUCAUUGCCUCGAAUUUCUCCGCCAGGCUUCCAUGUGUCACGGCGAUGUUACCGUGACGUCGUUUAAGUGGUUACACGAUCAACAGGGGCAUGCCAUCGAACCGACGACAAAAGAAGGGGCUCUGCAUCGGUGCGUCAAGUGGGACAGCCUCCAGACAUGGGCAAGGUCGCGCCGUGUGGACUUGUUUGAUCCCCAUUUGCUUGUUCCAGAGUAUGCCGGUGGUCAUUAAAUGGAGCGGGAACGAGGUUAAAUAUCUUGGAGAACAGGAUCUACCAUUGUUAAUUCAUGUGCAAAACCGUCAAACUAUUUA